CCGGAAGAUCACACGCGUGCGUGGUAGGGACUACGGUGACAGUACCCCGGGUGGGGCAAGGGCCAGUCAUGGCGGAGCCCUGGUCUGGGCAGGCCUUGCAGGCUCUACCGGCCACGGUACUGGAUGCGCUGGGCGCGCUGGGCAGCGAAUUCUUGAGGGAGUGGGAGGCGCAGGACAUGCGCGUGACCCUUUUCAAGCUGUUGCUGCUGUGGUUGGUGUUAAGUCUCCUGGGCAUCCAGCUGGCCUGGGGGUUCUACGGGAAUACAGUGACCGGGUUGUAUCACCGUCCAGGUCUGGGUGGUCAGAAUGGAUCCACGCCUGAUGGCUCCACGCAUUUCCCUUCGUGGGAAAUGGCAGCAAACGAACCUCUCAAAACCCACAGAGAAUAAGGGAAGGCAGCAGAGGGUCUCCAAGGGCAUCACUGGGUCUGCUGGCUUCUACACUGGGUUCUGCUACUCCCCAGACCUCAGGGACAACUGCCGGGGGUUCAGGGUUGGUAGCAGGGUACCCAGUGCCUGCAGGGCUGGGCCUGUUCUGCCUCUUGGCCCUACGCCCUCAUCCAGGCACUGGGCAAGGGAAGAGUUUGCCUGUACCCUUAUCUGGGUGCCUUAAGGAGAGAGAUUGUGUUCCUCCUCUCUCAGGGGUGAUAACUCAGGAAGCCUCUGGGUUGGGAAGGCCAUCAGUUCUUUUGUCUUAGGUUUCUUUUCCUGUCCCUCUUCCCAUCCCCGAGAUAUGAUCCCAUAAAAAUAUUUCCUGAGUUGGCCAGACGCGAUGGCUCACGCCUGUAAUCCCAACACUU
This is a messenger RNA of Macaca mulatta (Rhesus monkey), 799 nucleotides long. RefSeq names its product T cell leukemia translocation altered (gene TCTA). Gene Ontology annotation, biological process: osteoclast fusion. NCBI's taxonomy places the organism in Eukaryota, Metazoa, Chordata, Mammalia, Primates, Cercopithecidae. The record is from RefSeq and is marked provisional.